Rhinolophus ferrumequinum (greater horseshoe bat) is the source of this 3437-nucleotide messenger RNA. RefSeq names its product zinc finger protein 148 (gene ZNF148). NCBI's taxonomy places the organism in Eukaryota, Metazoa, Chordata, Mammalia, Chiroptera, Rhinolophidae. Gene Ontology annotation, molecular function: RNA polymerase II cis-regulatory region sequence-specific DNA binding; DNA-binding transcription factor activity, RNA polymerase II-specific. Gene Ontology annotation, biological process: regulation of transcription by RNA polymerase II. The record is from RefSeq and is a predicted model, not a curated record. The coding region runs from base 504 to 2888 and encodes 794 amino acids. The transcript is spliced from 9 exons.
UUGUGCAGAUAUGUUAGGUAUAUUGUUAUGGAAAGAACUGAAGCCUUUCCAAAGAAAGGGAAUGAAGGGGUUUCCGUGAAUAGGAAGGAUGGUGUGUGAAGCGAGAGGGAGAGCUAACUAUUAUCCUAGAGAAUAUGAAGAGAAUGCAUGAUAGAAUAGACAGAUGUAGUAGAAUUAGUAAAUGUCGGCCCAAGGACUAAAGGGUUAUUCCAGAUGGGCCAGGAUGGCCUAGUUCCGAACGUGUUUGGGCUCUUCUGUACAUGACAUCUGGACAGAGAGAGGAAGCAGCAGCUUGAAAAUUCAGCCAAGUGAUCUGGCGGGAUGGGUAUUUGCCUGACAUACUUUAUAGAGGAAUUGGAUGGCAUAAGUGAAUAAGGUGGUAUUGAGGGGCACUGAAACCUAUGAAAGAUAGAAACUCAACCAUGAUUUCUUUUUCAACUCUACAGCAUUCCCUUCCUUGAAGUCUUCAUUUUUACCUUCGUCUCAGGCAGUUAUACUUAAGCAUGAACAUUGACGACAAACUGGAAGGAUUAUUUCUUAAAUGUGGCGGCAUAGACGAAAUGCAGUCUUCCAGGGCAAUGGUUGUAAUGGGUGGAGUGUCUGGCCAGUCCACCGUGUCUGGGGAACUGCAGGAGUCGGUACUUCAAGAUCGGAGUAUGCCUCACCAGGAGAUCCUUGCUGCAGAUGAAGUGUUACAAGAAAGUGAAAUGAGACAACAGGAUAUGAUAUCACAUGAUGAACUCAUGGUCCAUGAGGAGACAGUGAAAAAUGAUGAAGAGCAGAUGGAAACACAUGAAAGACUUCCUCAAGGACUACAGUAUGCACUUAAUGUCCCUAUAAGUGUAAAGCAGGAAAUUACUUUUACUGAUGUGUCUGAGCAACUGAUGAGAGACAAAAAACAAAUCAGAGAGCCAGUAGACUUACAGAAAAAGAAGAAACGGAAACAACGUUCUCCUGCAAAAAUCCUUACAAUAAAUGAGGAUGGAUCACUUGGUUUGAAAACCCCAAAAUCUCACGUUUGUGAGCACUGCAAUGCUGCCUUUAGAACGAACUAUCACUUACAGAGACAUGUCUUCAUUCAUACAGGCGAAAAACCAUUUCAGUGUAGUCAAUGUGACAUGCGUUUCAUACAGAAGUACCUGCUACAGAGACAUGAGAAGAUCCAUACUGGUGAAAAACCAUUUCGCUGUGAUGAAUGUGGCAUGAGAUUCAUACAAAAAUAUCAUAUGGAAAGGCAUAAGAGAACUCAUAGUGGAGAAAAACCUUACCAGUGUGAAUACUGUUUACAGUAUUUUUCCAGAACAGAUCGUGUAUUGAAACAUAAACGUAUGUGCCAUGAAAAUCAUGACAAAAAACUGAACAGAUGUGCCAUCAAAGGUGGCCUUCUGACAUCCGAGGAAGAUUCUGGCUUUUCUACAUCACCAAAAGAUAACUCACUGCCAAAAAAGAAAAGGCAGAAAACAGAGAAAAAAUCAUCUGGAAUGGACAAAGAGAGUGCUUUGGACAAAUCUGACCUGAAGAAAGAUAAAAAUGAUUACUUGCCUCUUUAUUCUUCAAGUACUAAAGUAAAAGACGAGUAUAUGGUAGCAGAGUAUGCUGUUGAAAUGCCACAUUCUUCGGUCGGGGGAUCGCAUUUAGAAGAUGCAUCAGGAGAAAUCCAUCCACCUAAGCUGGUUCUCAAAAAAAUUAACAGUAAGAGAAGUCUGAAACAGCCACUGGAGCAAAAUCAAACAAUUUCACCUUUAUCCACAUAUGAAGAGAGCAAAGUUUCGAAGUACGCUUUUGAACUUGUGGAUAAACAAGCUUUACUGGACUCAGAAGGCAAUGCUGACAUCGAUCAGGUUGAUAAUUUGCAAGAGGGGCCCAGUAAACCUGUGCAUAGCAGUACUAAUUAUGAUGACGCCAUGCAGUUUUUGAAGAAGAAGCGGUAUCUUCAAGCAGCAAGUAACAACAGCAGAGAGUAUGCACUGAAUGUGGGUACAAUAGCCUCUCAGCCUUCUGUGACACAGGCAGCUGUGGCAAGUGUCAUUGAUGAAAGUACCACCGCGUCCAUAUUAGAUUCACAGGCACUGAAUGUGGAAAUUAAGAGUAAUCAUGACAAAAAUGUUAUUCCAGAUGAGGUACUGCAGACUCUGUUGGAUCAUUAUUCCCAUAAAGCUAAUGGACAGCAUGAAAUAUCAUUCAGUGUUGCAGACACAGAGGUGACUUCUAGCAUAUCAAUAAAUUCUUCAGAAGUACCCGAGGUCACCCAGUCGGAGAAUGUUGGAUCCAGCUCCCAAGCAUCCUCAUCAGAUAAAGCCAACAUGUUGCAGGAAUACUCAAAGUUUCUGCAGCAGGCUUUGGACAGAACUAGCCAAAAUGAUGCCUAUUUGAAUAGCCCGAGCCUUAACUUUGUGACUGAUAACCAGACCCUUCCAAAUCAGCCGGCAUUCUCGUCCAUAGACAAGCAAGUCUAUGCAGCCAUGCCCAUCAAUAGCUUUCGAUCAGGAAUGAAUUCUCCACUAAGAACAACUCCAGAUAAGUCCCACUUUGGACUAAUAGUUGGUGAUUCACAGCACUCAUUUCCCUUUUCAGGUGAUGAGACAAACCAUGCUUCUGCCACAUCAACCCAGGACUUUUUGGAUCAAGUGACUUCUCAGAAGAAAGCUGAGGCUCAGCCUGUCCACCAAGCUUACCAAAUGAGCUCCUUUGAACAGCCCUUCCGUGCUCCUUACCAUGGAUCAAGAGCUGGAAUAGCUACUCAGUUUAGCACUGCCAAUGGACAGGUGAACCUUCGGGGACCAGGGACAAGUGCUGAAUUUCCAGAAUUUCCCUUGGUGAAUGUAAAUGAUAACAGAGCUGGGAUGACAUCCUCACCUGAUGCCACAACUGGCCAGACUUUUGGCUAAAAAAAAAUGUGUAAAUAAUACUGGCACUUUAAAACAGAUUAAUCAAGAGUGGGGUUACUCUGUGUAAAAUGGAGUGCUGUACAGAUUUAAGAGCAAUGCGAUUUAACAAGCUGAUACGAAUAGCAAGAUAAUCCAAUAACUGCAUUUUGUUUGGUUAGCAUUCUUUGAACUGCCUUACAUGUUGUCACCUUUAUAGAAGCAAUGCAUUACUUGUUUUAGAUCAGAAACUUGCUAUUCCACCUACACGUUUAAAAGGAAAAAAAAGACUUUCGCACAAUUGUUUCCUAACUGAUAACAUUGUACAUUCUUAGGAGAUUAGUAAUUGUGUGAAAUUUACUCAUACUGUUUAAGUUUUUCAGCAUAGUCAUUGCACUUCAGCAGGGAAUCUGACUAUACUUUACAGAGUGAACUUAAAAGUUUAAAUGUCAAGAGAUUAUGGCUUAAAUAAAUUAGUGUGUCCUAUAAGGGAAAAAGAAACCACCUUUUAAAAAGAAUGAUAUGCCAUAUACCCUUGAUUUUCAUUAUAUUGACAUGUUUUUUUUUUUUUUU